This is a messenger RNA of Brachypodium distachyon (stiff brome), 1890 nucleotides long. Its product is annotated as hexokinase-3. Gene Ontology annotation, molecular function: D-glucose binding; fructokinase activity; mannokinase activity. The transcript is spliced from 9 exons. NCBI's taxonomy places the organism in Eukaryota, Viridiplantae, Streptophyta, Magnoliopsida, Poales, Poaceae. Gene Ontology annotation, biological process: glucose 6-phosphate metabolic process; intracellular glucose homeostasis; glycolytic process. Gene Ontology annotation, cellular component: cytosol; mitochondrion. The coding region runs from base 267 to 1772 and encodes 501 amino acids. The record is from RefSeq and is a predicted model, not a curated record.
CGCUUUCUCUUCCGGAUUUUCUAUUUCUCUCUUCUCUCCGGCCCUUCCCUUCUUCUCCUUUCCCCUUCGCAACCCCCCAACACCACUGCUGCUGCUAGUCCCCCUCGCAUCCGCGCUGUUCCAUCCCUCCCAUUCGCCAUUCCGUCGGCCGCCUCGCGUGCUGCUGGGUGGCGGGGGCGCGUGGGUGCGGGCGGGUAGAUUUUGUCGGGUGGUUUUGAGAUAAGGGAGGCGGAGAUGGCGUGAUCGGCGGCGGAGGAGAGGCGGGGAUGGGGAGGGUGGGGUUUGGGGUGGCGGCGGGGUGCGCGGCGGCCACGUGCGCGAUCGCCGCGGUGCUGGUGGCGCGCAGGGCGUCGGCGCGGGCGCGGUGGCGGCGGGCGGUGGCGCUGCUGCGCGAGUUCGAGGAGGGCUGCGCCACGCCGACCGCGCGCCUGCGGCAGGUCGUCGACGCCAUGGUCGUCGAGAUGCACGCCGGGCUCGCGUCCGACGGCGGCAGCAAGCUCAAGAUGCUGCUCACCUACGUCGACGCGCUCCCCAACGGGAAUGAAGAAGGUAUAUAUUACGCCAUUGAUCUUGGAGGAACGAGCUUCAGAGUCUUAAGGGUGGAAGUUGGUAUGGGGUCAGUAAUUAGUCAGAAGGUUGAAGAUCAUACCAUCCCUGAAGAAUUUAUGGGCAGUAGUGAGGAUUUAUUCAACCUCGUUGCCUUGGCACUAAAGAAUAUUGUCGAACGGGAAGAUGGAAAAGAUGAAAAAAGGGCACUUGGUUUUACAUUUUCCUUCCCUGUUAGACAGAAUUCAGUUUCUUCAGGAUCAUUAAUUAGGUGGACCAAGGGGUUUUCAGUUGGAGACACUGUUGGGAAAGAUGUUGCUCAGUGCUUAAAUGAUGCGCUUGCUAUGUGUGGAUUAAAUGUGCGAGUCACUGCACUGGUCAAUGAUACUGUGGGGACAUUAGCUCUAGGGCAUUAUUAUGAUGAGGAUACAGUGGCUGCUGUGAUAAUUGGUGCUGGCACCAACGCUUGCUAUAUCGAACGCACUGAUGCAAUUAUCAAGUGUCAGGGUCUUCUUACAAACUCAGGAGGCAUGGUAGUAAACAUGGAAUGGGGUAAUUUCUGGUCAUCACAUUUGCCAAGAACUUCUUAUGACAUCUCAUUAGACGAUGAGACACAAAAUCGCAAUGAUCAGGGCUUUGAGAAAAUGAUAUCAGGAAUAUACCUUGGGGAAAUUGUAAGACUGGUGCUCCAUAGAAUAGCUGAAGAAUCAGAUGUUUUUGGUGAUGCUGCCGAUAGUCUAUCAACCCCUUUCAUUUUGAGCACACCGUUUCUGGCUGCAAUUCGUGAGGACGAUUCACCGGAUCUGAGCGAAGUCAGAAGGAUACUGCAAGAACAUCUGAAGAUCCCAUCGGCCCCUCUGAAAACCCGAAGGCUGGUCGUCAAAAUCUGCGACAUCGUGACCCGGAGAGCUGCCCGUCUGUCCGCUGCUGGUAUCGUGGGGAUACUGAAAAAGCUCGGUCGGGAUGGGAGCAGCGGCCCAGCCUCCUCGAGCGGAAGGACAAGAGACCAGCCAAAGAAGACGGUGGUCGCGAUCGAGGGCAGCCUGUACCAGGAUUACCCGGUGUUCCGGGAGUACCUUGACGAGGCCCUGGCGGAGAUCCUUGGGGAGGAGGUUGCUCAGACCGUGACGCUGAGGGUGACGGAGGACGGGUCGGGGUCUGGAGCUGCUCUGCUUGCCGCCGUGAACUCGUCGAAUAGACAGCGGCAACAAGGGGGUUCCAUAUAGUGGAUGGGAGAGAGUGAGAGACAAUGGUGAUACAGCUUGCCCCUCUGUUCAAAUGUAAAAAGGGACAUUGUUUGAUAUCUAUGAUUCAUAUAUAUAAAAUCUGGUCUUGUGCAGAGAA